AUGUCGACUCAGUCUCUUUUGUUGGCCAUUGGACUUGGUGCGUCCAGCUCGUUAAAAGUUGCAGCCACGUUCCAAUGGGUCAUAAAGGAUGCCCUUGGUCAAAUAGGCGGCAUUUUGGCGGCCGGGGUUUUGGUAAAAAAUAUUUGUUGGGUAAUCUCAUCGGCAACAAGGGCGUCCAUUUUGAGGGCAUUUUCGAGGGAAGAAAAUCUUGGCGAUCUGACUGCCAAGUAUGCAUCCCAAUCUACAGCGGCCAGUUUACUGGGAACUGGUCUUGGGCUCGGCGUCUCUCAUUUGUUUUCACUAUCGACCUUUUCAAGUUUCUCGCUAACUUAUGUCCCUUUCAGCAUUGGGCUUUUAUGUGGACUCUACAAAACAACCCUGUAUAUUAGAGUGACCAACUUGAAAUUUGCGAGUCUGGUGUGCAUUUUUUGUGAUUUUGAACGGCAGGCCAAAACGUCUGUGUCAGAUGAUUUGCAUGUGCUUCACGGCUUUUUAAAAAAUUACAAUUUAAUUUCUCCAGAUUCAAUCCACAACUUUCAAUUGGCUCCUCCACAAAGGCUUUGUAUAAACUACCCCAUUUCGAAUCUUGAUGGGUUGUCACAAGAUAUCUGCAUUUUUGACUCGGAUUCUUUUUUGCUUUGCAAGCAUCUGUACUCUUCAAAAACAUAUUUAUGGAUUAAAGAGCACGCAUCGUUUCGGCAAGUGGUGGAAUCUGUGGUGUACUCGCUCUUCUUUGAUGCAUGGAACUUUGCGCCCGAUGUUUCCCACAUUCUGGUCAGGUUAUUUGUACAAAAACUUGUGACAGAAUCUUUUUGGAACCUGGAGUCUUUUGUCCCGCUAUCGCCUGAGCUGAGUCAAAUAUGUUUUCUAAAAUCUAUUGGCUAA
Molecule: messenger RNA, 885 nt
Organism: Mitosporidium daphniae
Lineage: Eukaryota; Fungi; Microsporidia
Exons: 2
Coding region: 1-885 (294 amino acids)
Source: RefSeq, a predicted model, not a curated record